Prinia subflava (tawny-flanked prinia) is the source of this 3779-nucleotide messenger RNA. RefSeq names its product serine protease inhibitor 2.1-like. The coding region runs from base 742 to 1998 and encodes 418 amino acids. Gene Ontology annotation, biological process: negative regulation of endopeptidase activity. Gene Ontology annotation, molecular function: serine-type endopeptidase inhibitor activity. The record is from RefSeq and is a predicted model, not a curated record. The transcript is spliced from 5 exons. Lineage: Eukaryota; Metazoa; Chordata; Aves; Passeriformes; Cisticolidae.
UGAGAAGUGGGUGAGCACAUGCAGAAUAUCAGCAUGUGGGAGGAAACAGCCUGCUGCUUGAAUUCCCACCACCUGCCCAAGGCAGCAACUGGGAUGCACACAGAACUGAGGUGGAUGAAGGGACCACAUCAGCCAGGGUGGGAAACCUAUCAUGGAAAUGCAUCUAUCACAUACCCCCCCAGUGGUAUCAAGCUACAGAGUGAGAAGAUACAGGCAAAUACUUUGUCAUCCAUUUACAGGCUGAAGAUCAUGCAGAAGAUUUGCCUCUGGAUAGAUUUUGGAAGAGCACCAAGCUGAUGUGAUCCGUGGCUGUCAGCUCCAUUUGUGCUUCAUCACAACACAGAAAAUCUGACUUCUGGCACCAAGAGUUAGCACCUGUUUCUAGUGAUUCCAGGCACAAGCUCCUGGUUUCCAGUAGGGUCCUAAUCACACAACAUUUGUACUUAAGCUCCUCUGCAUGGUCAGAGGCAACAGAAAGGAUUUACCAGCUACUAUUGAAAUGGCUGAAGACUGUCAGCUUCUUUGGCUGAGUAAUAGAGAUGAUCCUUGUGAACCCUGUUUCAUCAAUAUUUGCUUUGCUUCCUCCUUUUUUCUGGUUGGCUCUAAUUUUUACUGGGUCUGUGUAAUGUUUAACAUCUCUAAUUAAGCAGAAGAUGAUGAAGCACUAUUAGUAACAGUGUGGGGAACAGCAUGGUCAACUGAAUGCAACAGGGCUUCUGAUUUUAAUAAUUUGAAAAGAAGAUGAAGUGUCUCCUGUUCCUGGGUUUACUCCUUGCUGUUCUAUGUGCUGUAACCCAUUGCUGCCCUGAAGACAUUUGCCAUGAAGUCAACAAUACUAAUCUGCAGAAUGGAAGAGAAAAUUUAUUAACAUAUAGCUGUGACAAGAAAGGCUCUAACUAUGCAGAUUUUGUAUUUAGAUUUUAUAAGCUGGUUUCAUCAAAAGAAGCUGACAAAAAUGUUUUCUUUUCUCCCAUGAGCAUCUCCACUGCCUUUGCCAUGCUGGCUGUUGGUGCUAAAUCAACCACUCUGUCUCAGAUUUUUGAAGGACUGGGCUUUGACAACCUGACUGAGACUCGCAUACAUGAUGUACAUGAAAGUUUUCACAAAGUUUUGUCAGUGCUGAACUGCACUGAUGUUAAUAUCACAUUAAAUAUAGGGAAUGCCCUUUUUACAGCUACUGGGUAUGAACCACAGGAGUCAUUUUUAAAAAAUACCAAAGAAUUUUAUGAUGCAGAUUUUUUCUCCAGUGAUUUUCACAAACCAGAAGCUACAAAGCAAAUCAAUAAAUAUGUAGAGGAGAAAACCAAGGGGAAAAUUCCUGAAUUAGUUGCUCAUCUUGAUCCCAGUACUGUACUGGUUCUUGUUAACUAUAUUUACUUUAAAGCUGCCUGGGAAAAGUCUUUUGAUCCUUUGCGUACAUAUGAGGAUGAUUUUUUUGUGAACACAAAUGCAUCUGUUAGAGUCAACAUGAUGCACCGUGAUGGUACCUCAAACAUUUACUACGACCAGGAUCUCUCCUGCGUGGUGGUAGAGCUGCCUUACCAGGGCACUGCACGAGCAAUGCUUAUUCUGCCUGAUGAUGGAAAGAUGAAGCAAGUGGAAGAUGCUCUCUCCAAGGAAACUGUUUGUAAAUGGGAUAGCAAACUUGUGACCAGGAAAUUAAAUCUGCAGUUACCAAAGUUUUCUAUCAGUGGGUCUUAUGAUGUUAAAGCCCUGUUUGAGCAAAUGGGCAUCACUGAAGUGUUCUCAGGUAAUGCUGAUCUGUCUGGAAUUACUGGCAGUCACGAUCUCCAGGUCUCACAAGCAAUUCACAAGGCCUUGCUGGAAGUUGAUGAGGCUGGAACUGAAGCUGCAGGAGCCACUGCCUUAAUCUUUACCAGAGGUUCCUAUAUUUCUCAUACCAUCAAUUUCAACAGGCCUUUCAUUCUUUUGAUCUCUGACAAACGAACUAGCACCAUACUUUUCAUGGGUAAAAUUGUUGAUCCUACUAAGGAGUAAUUGCUAGGUUAUUUGGCAUACUGAUAUUGGGUAUGGGUUAUAAUGGCUACAGCAUUUGCAGUUUUGGGCUAGGUAGUGCUGCUAACUAGUCUCUGAUUGAGGGAUAUUUAUAAGUAAAUGAGAAAUUUCCUUACCAAAUUAAUAAGAAAACAACAUUGUAAAAAAUCACCAUCAACUGACACUUUUUAAUUGUAACAUUUUCCCCAGUUCAGUAAUUGUGUUUAAUUCAGUAAUUGGGUUUGCAUGGCAAGGUUUUGGUGGCAGGGGCCUGUGGGGGGUCUAUUGGGGUGACUUCACCAAGAAGUUGGCAGAAGCUUCCCCCGUAUCUGACAGAGCCACUGCCAGCCAGCUCCAAGAUGGACCUGCUGCUGCUGAGGGCUGAGCCUAUCAGGAAUGAUAGUAACAGCUCUGUGGUAACAUAUUUGAGAAGUGAAUAAAGUUAUUUCACAGAAGUAAUUGAGGCCAGAGGAGUGCGGAUUGAGAAUAAAUGACAGAAACCACCCUGCAGACAAAAAGGUCAGUGAAGAACAAGAGGAGGAGGUGCUUCAUGUGCCAAAGCAAAGAUCCACCUGCAGGCUGUGGUGCAGACCAUGGCGAGCAGGCUGUCACCAUGCAGCCCACGGAGGUCCAGGGGACAGCUGAGAUCCACCUACAGCCCAUGGAGGAGGUGGAUGUCCAAAGGAAGGCUGUGAUCCCAUGGGAAGCCCACACUGGAGCAGACUCCUGGCAGGACCUGCAGACCCAUGAAGAGAGGAGCCCACUCUAGAGCAGGUUGGGUGCCUGGACUUGUGACCACGUGGGGGACCUGUGCUGAGCAGCCUGUGCCUGAAGGAUGGCGUCCUGGGGAAGGGACCCACAAUGGAGCAGUUGAUAAAAAACUGCAGCCCAUUGGAAGGAGACACACUGGAGAGGUUCAUGGAGGACUUUCUCCUGUAUGAGGGACCCCACACUGGAGCAGGGAAAAGACUCCUCUCCCUGAGGAGGAGGCAGCAGCAGAACCAUGUGAGAAACUGACCAUGAGCCUUAUUGCCCUCCUCCCUGAGAUGGGGAAAAGGUGUUUUUAAGAUUUAUUUCUCAUAAUCCUGCUCUGAUUUUGAUUGGUAAUAAAUUCAAAUAAUAUCUCCAAGUCUAAUCUAUUUUGUCUGUGACAGUAAUCAGUUUGUGAUCUCUCCCUAUCCUUAUCUCGAUUCAUAAACCUUUCAUUUUGUUUUCUCUGCAUUUUUGAAUUGAGGAAAGGAGUGAUGGAAUGACUUUAGUAGGCAUUUGUCAUCCAACCAGGGUGAAACCACCACAACAAUUCAACUUAUUAAUAUAUAUUCUGAAUUUUCCAUGGAAGAUAACUUUUUCUUAAGUAUGUUGUUAUAUUUAAAAGUGAAUUAUCUCUGCUAAGGAGCUUUGUACUGUUUCCAGUUCUGGUUACUCACCAGAAGUUUUAUCUCAAGGUAACAACUCUUGUCAUUCUACUGUGUCUUCUCCAGUAUUCACCUGAGCUGGUGACAGUCCUUUCCUCCUUACCUCACUCUUUGCUCCCUAGGUUGCUGUUUAUCCCCAUCAGCCUGUUCUUUCUCACAUGUUCCAACUCUUUGGCUAGGACAUCUUAAGAAAUCAUUGACAAAGAGAAGGAGACUAAUCCCUGAAACAAUAGACUUAUUCUGGUGUAGCUCUUACUCUAAGUGCCUCUUUGCACUCCACAAGGCCGACUUUAAGAGAUAAUGACAUUAGGCAUAGCAGAAACUGUCAAAGAAUUGUCUGUGAAAAAAUGUCAUUCAUGAAUAAUUGAU